This is a messenger RNA of Linepithema humile (Argentine ant), 694 nucleotides long. Its product is annotated as peroxynitrite isomerase THAP4. The record is from RefSeq and is a predicted model, not a curated record. NCBI's taxonomy places the organism in Eukaryota, Metazoa, Arthropoda, Insecta, Hymenoptera, Formicidae.
UUGAGAAUCUACAAUAUAGGAUUUUAUCGUCUGUGUAUUAAAAACUACGAAGAUGCAGAUGAAAGUCUUACCAUUGCACGAGGUGCUUAGUGUGCUAGCCUGGUUGGAAGGCAUAUGGGUGACAGACGAGCCCGCGGUGGGCAUGUUUCCGACCAUCAAAUCUUUCAACUACUACGAUGAAAUAAAUAUCACAUCUAUAGGCCAACCGUUGUUCAAUUACAUCGCGCAGAGCUGGCAUCCGGAAACGGGGACGCCAAUGCAUCGAGAGACCGGCUUUCUACAGGUCAUACCGGGCACCAACAAGGUCAUGCUCAGUCUGAUUGAUAAUAUAGGCAUAUUCACGGUCGAGCAAGGUGAAGUGGGCGGCGAUAGUAAAAUGAUUGAUUUGAAGAGUACAAAUAUAACAAUAACGGAUGCGUCGCCACCGCCUCUUGCGACUUUAACGGGGACUCGUCGGGUCUACCAACUCGAUGGUGAUCGUUUGGAACUGGUCUUUUACAUGGCGACGUCAAAAACGCCCGAAUUAUCGGAACAUUUGCGUGCAAAGUAUAAAAAGGUGGCAUAGAGAAGAUUCCACGCGUGUGGAAGACGCAGCAGUAUGAUAAAAUUUCGUACAAGUUAACAUUUUUCAUCUUGUGUUGUAAUUAUUUAAACAGGAUAUGAAUAAAGUUUUUAAGAACCGUGUGAUUAAUAA